Paramormyrops kingsleyae is the source of this 2467-nucleotide messenger RNA. RefSeq names its product family with sequence similarity 118 member B (gene siral1). The record is from RefSeq and is a predicted model, not a curated record. NCBI's taxonomy places the organism in Eukaryota, Metazoa, Chordata, Actinopteri, Osteoglossiformes, Mormyridae.
CGCAAAUGACAUUUUGAUUGAAAUUGGCGAGAAGUUCCAGUACAGAAACUUUAGAAAUUAAAGGCGGACUUUUCUUAAUGAGAUGUGCAAUGAAAUUUUACUGAAUGUGUACACAGGCGUGACAAAAGGUUUUUUUUACACGUAUUUUUAUUGCUAUUGCCCACGUUUUUUUCUUUCUAAGAGUUGAACCUGUUGUACAAUUAGUCAAACGAAAUGAGGCUUGAACAGCAGCAUCAGACCGCAAAUGUGCUUGUAACUACCUCCUUCUAGACCAAACUGGUUUAAGUUACAGGGGCGGUGUUUAUUACUCUUAAUACUCUUCGCUGGCCAGCUUCUACUUUAGUAGGGAGGUUAGUGCACUUCUGGUGCAACUGCAAAAAUCAUCAUCAUGUCAGGCAAUAUGGGACGACAAAGCAGCUAGUCAUUCCAACUAAUAAAGAAAAGACUUUAGCGGUGUCACAGGAAAGUUGAACCGCUUUCAUCAGGAAGUAUCCACCUUUUUCAGGGAUAACGUGCAGCAACAAUGCGCCCCCUGAUGAACCACUGAGGUACUGCAGCGUUUGUAACCCACUCUACGCUGGUGUGUGGAUCUGUAAUAGCCGAGGAGGCCUGUCACUCACUGCUGCUACUCUGCAUCGGCCGGAUGGCCUCCAUGGUGUCCGUGAAGAUUGAGAAGCGGCCUGCUCCCGAUGAUGUCAUGAGCUUAAAUCCCAAAAAACCAAGGAAAUUGCUUCCUAGUCUGAAGACCAAACGGGCCCCUGAGCUGGUCCUGGUGAUCGGGACCGGGGUUAGCUCAGCUGUGGCCCCCCAAGUCCCAGCACUUCGUUCCUGGAAAGGUCUCAUCCAGGCCUUGCUGGACGCCGCCAACGACUUCGACCUCCUGGAGGAGGAGGAGAGUCGGCGUUUCCAGAAGAGCCUGCAGGAGGACAAGAACCUGGUUCACGUGGCCCAUGACCUCAUCCAGAAGCUGUCCCCGCGCACUGGCAACGUCCGCUCCACUUUCUUCAAGGACUGCCUAUAUGAGGUGUUCGACGACCUGGAGUGCAAGAUGGAGAAUGCCGGGAAGCACUUGUUGCGUUCGGUGUUGCAGCUGAUGGAGAGCGGCGCCUUGGUGCUCACCACCAACUUCGACAACCUGCUAGAGAUCUACGCCGCCCACCAGGGCACCAAGCUGGAGUCGCUGGACCUCACGGACGAGAAGAAGGUUCUGGAGUGGGCCCAGGAGAAGAGGAGGCUAAGUGUUCUGCACAUCCAUGGCGUUUACACCAACCCCUGUGGCAUUGUUCUGCACCCAGCUGGCUACCAGAACGUUCUGAGGAACACGGAAGUCAUGAGAGAGAUCCAGAAGCUGUACGAGACCAAGUCUUUUGUGUUCCUGGGCUGUGGGCGCACGGUAGACGACACCACAUUUCAGGCCCUCUUCCUGGAGGCGGUGAAGCACAAGUCGGACCUGGAGCACUUCAUGCUGGUGCGACGUGAAGACGUAGGAGAGUUCAAGAAGCUACGUGACAACAUGCUGGAUAAGGGCAUCAAGGUCAUCUCCUAUGGAAACGAGUAUGCUGACCUGCCCGAGUACUUUGAGCGGCUGGCCAAUGAGAUUUGUACACGUGAUGUGGUUACCAAUAGCUGGGGAUCGACAAAUCAAGACAAUGAAGAAAAUCAGAAUGUGGUAAAGAAUGGCCUCAUCCAAAACUGUCCGUCGUGACCUGAACAUAACCACAGACCCAUCUAAAGCCUGCUGAGCUCUGCUGUACAUUUUGGCCUCCUGCCCAGAUGCGACUAAAACAGGCCAAAACGGGAGAAAAAAAAAAGAAUCACAGUUACUACCUAGUCAUCUGCCCACUAUCUCCGUCACCUGAUGACAAACCGUGAAAAUGCUGGAAAACUACGGUGCUAUGAAAAUGGCAUCCAGAAUUCCCACUCCAUGGGCGACCUCCGAACCAGGACGUCUGGAAAAGUAACGGGAGUGGAUGGAGGAGCUUGGAAGUGGAGAGUUAAGUGUGAGGUGGGAAAAUUGUGAAGGGAUCACAGGAGUCUUCAGCUGGGAUUCGUCUGGAUCUCUGGACUACAGAAGUCCUACCAGAUCCAGCCCCAAACCCAUGCCUCUUCCCUUCAGACUUAAGUGCUGUACUCUAUCUAUUCAGCAUCUGCCACAUGUCUUAAAAUACGACAAAAUGGAGCUUAUUCUCUUCGGUUAGAAGCCUCACUUAUCAUUUUAACCAGUACACAUUUAAAAAUAAUUCAUAGGCAAAAUCAACCUCCCACAAAUCUCACUUUGACGAUUACACAAAAUAUCACCAGAAUAAACCAAGGAAAACUCGGUAUAUAUGAACCAUUUUUUGUGUGAUUCUGCAGCAAAAAAUACUUGUUACUCAUAAGCUUUGUGUUUGUAUUUUGUCUUGUGAUGUUUUUGCACGUAGAUCUCGUAGAUCAUUUCAAUAAAACUUGCAUGUUUUUUUGUAAAUGA